AUGACCUAAGACUGAUGCGAUUUCGAGGGAAGAUAAAAUAAAUAUGACUCAUAGCCAAAUUCAAGGAGUUAUAAAUUAAAAGGGAUAAAUGUUUCCUGUCGACAUUUUGGUGGAGUGAAAUAUCGUGGCCCCACAGAAGAAAUUCGACAGUGAAAAGUGAACUUUUUUAGUUUUUACAGCGUGAGUUAGCGUCUCGCUUCUGACUUCUGUUUUCAGAAAUUCAAGGCCAGGAACAACAUUAUUGACUUUUUAUACCACCAACAGCAUGGCGCAGGCAGGAGUAGAAACAGAGCCAAAGUGUCAAAAGUGUUGGCAUUAUUUUGACACGAUCCAGAAAUAUUUUGUGGAGGUGGCACUAUUUUUCUUCUUCUUGUCACGACACAUGACACUUCCUCUUUUCCAGGAAUAUGUUUCAGAGGAAAUCCACAAACAGCAUCAUGUAAAAUUCCUGGAAAUGGCUUUGGAAAUGAACCAGGCGAAUCUUAGUAUGUCAAUCAAAGAAGCGGAACAUGACAGUGCAUUGUCCAUCUUGGGACUUCAAAUUGCGGAAGGUCUGCCGGCUGUUAUUACUGUGAUUAUACUUGGUGCCGUUAGUGAUAGAACGGGUCGUCGACGAAUCAUGCUGUGGUUGCCAUGUUUGGGGAGUGUCUUGUAUUGUUUGAUUUACGUUCUUUUAAUGUACACUGGCUGGAACCUCGAUGGAUUGUUCAUGGCUUCCGCGUUUAGGGGACUAAGUGGUAGUAUGACAGCAUUUUUAGCAGGUGCUACUUACUUCGGUAUCAAUUCAGUCAAACCCCACGAGAGAGUUUCACGCUUAGCCAUCCAAGAAUUUCUGAAUGGAGGCGCGUAUGCCAUUGCUAAUAUCAUGGUUGGGUUUUGGGUAAAGGACAGUGGAUUUUUAGAGCCAUAUUGGUUUGCGUUGAUCUGCAGCAUGAUUGCUUUGUUGAUCUCGUAUUUUCUCAUCCAGGAAAUUCCGCAAAAUCGAGAUUCUCCCAACAGACGACGUGACACUGGAAACUGUCUGAAGGACACAUUUACUCCCAUAAUGAAAUAUUUCAAGUGUGGGCAAAAUAAGCCUUUAAUCAAAAUAUGGCUGGCUACGCUGGCCUUCCAGUCCUACGCACUUGUGCAUAUUGGGCAAGAGAACACAAUGGUUAUGUUUUUGGGUGGUCAGAAAUAUUUACACCAAACUCAUUUGGAAGUAACUGGAUUAAGCGUAUCAAUAGGGGUGUUCCUUUCCGUCAUUAUGGUUGUAGCUGCCUUGGCGACGGCAUUGACACCAGCUCUGUUUAAAAGAUUCCUCUCGGACACAACCAUCAUCAUUCUUGGUUUCCUGUCAAAAGCACUUGGAACACUGUGGAUUGCUGUUGUUCAAAAUGAGACAGUUUUAUACUUUGCUAUUCUACUGUUGGCAUUUGAACUUCUACCAUUUCCAAUGUUACGAUCGUUGGUAUCACGUGAUAUAGCUCCCGCUGAUCAAGGUAGUUUAUUUGCCCUGAUGCACUGUGGUGAGAGUUUGAUAUUUUUUCUCGGACCAUUGAUGUUUACAGCGAUAUACGCUGGCACACUACAUUAUUAUAGAGCGACGGUGUUAAUAGUUUCUAUUAUACUACUAGUUUUACCAGUAUCGUUUACAUUGGGAUUGAAGUUCCUGGCAUACAAGAAACCCGAAGAUUAUGAACCAAUGGAAGAAUCGCAGGCUGAAAGCAACAUAGGAGGUGAACAACGCCUUGAAACACGAGAACCGUCAGAAAUUUCUAGUCUUGCAAACGAACCAAUAUCAUUCAUUCAACUAAGUGCCAAUAAUACCAGCACAGCCUAAUCACAGCCUUUGAUGUUUUUAUAAUUAAUGUUCAAACUUUUAUAAAAUACCUUGGUGGUCAUAUCAAAUGCUUAUUCCAGUAUUCUUAGUCAUUAUUCGAAUUAUCUAUAAAAUAUCUUAUUGGUCACAUUGAAUACUGAAUCCAGUAUUCUUAAUCAUUA
Patella vulgata (common limpet) is the source of this 1983-nucleotide messenger RNA. RefSeq names its product proton-coupled folate transporter. Lineage: Eukaryota; Metazoa; Mollusca; Gastropoda; Patellidae. The record is from RefSeq and is a predicted model, not a curated record. Gene Ontology annotation, cellular component: membrane. Gene Ontology annotation, biological process: transmembrane transport. Gene Ontology annotation, molecular function: transmembrane transporter activity. The transcript has 4 exons. Bases 266 to 1822 code for a protein of 518 amino acids.